AUGCGAGCUGAUGUAGCAGUAUCAGGGCGAUUUGACCACCGGUGGCUGGCAUACGCCACGCUUAAGGAUAUGUCGUGGCUCAGAGAUCGACAGGGUAAGGCAUACAGCUUGAACGGGGCCGACUUUGCGCGAAACUUGAAUUACCUUGGCGAGACAAUGACGUGGACGACCCUGCAGAGUGGCAUGGUCUUGUUCUCUCCUACGCGUGACAUGGCGUCCCAGUCUAUGGCAAAGCGACGGCAUUUUGGGUCCUUCUGCCUCGCGCUGCUUUACAAUUUCCCGUCACUGGUAUAUCGACCACUGGAGCCUGGGUCUGUGAUUGCAUACUCUACAAAGGUGCACCAGUUCCAUGACUGGCUUCUAUCUGGUGACGGUAAGUCGCUCAGACAUUUCGAUACGGGCAUGGAAUGUGGAGUGCAACCGGUCGCGUCGAUGGCGGCAUGCGAUAUAGCCGCGUCAACAGCUAGUAAGUCUCCUGUUCACUUUGGAGCGCAUCCGGCGCUUACUCGCGUUGUCCACAUGUGGGCUGGACGACGAAGGUGGCGGCCGCAACGACGUAAACUGAAACAGAUUAUCACCCGGCGGCGCCGUGCUGUAGGGACUAGACUUCUUGAUAAACGUGUGGCAACGACGGACUUUCACGUGAUCUCGGAAGGUACAACAUUGAUUACUUGGAGGGACAUUCGACGAAUACGAGCGUCCUUUCCGACAAACGCUCAGACGCUGUAUAGGCUAAAGAGUAACAGUUUUCCGCUCUGGAAUUGGGCGAAGCAAGAUCUGUCUUGCCCGGUCCCUGAGUGUGCGAAUGCUGGUCCAGCUCUGGCAAGCCAUAUCUUUUGGACAUGCUCUAGUGCGCGUCGUCGCUGGGAGUUUCUCCUUGAUCGGUGGCGAUGGCUUGGAACCUUCCAGGAGGCUGAAUUGAAUGUUUGGGUGUUUGGCCUGGACCUCCCGGCGAUUCCACCCUACGCCUGGGAUGUAAUUAAGCAAUCCAUGUACCCAGGCACUAAUUUAUCAAAAGCUCAGGCUGCUAUAUUUCCGGCAGCUAGAGAGCUGUGGCGUUUUGUCGUAUCAACGACCCUCCAUGCAAUCUGGGUCGAGCGCCUCCGCCGCAUGGAAGACUCGUCGUUAUCACAGGAGGUGCACAUAGCCAGCGCCAAGACGAGCUUUCGUCGGUCGGUCAGACGGUUUCGGCGAUCAACCUAUCAGCCCAAGAUGGGGGAAGAUGGGCAACUGUUUGCGCAGGUACGGUCGGCCUUGGCUGAUACCCUACUCUGCUACGAUGAACCUCCUUCGUUACUAGUCCGGCCUAUCGACCGGCUCCCUGGCGAGCUUUACCUCCUCUUCUUUGACGGCGGGUCCCGCGGAAAUCCAGGUCCAGGUGGAGCCGGGUCUGUGAUUGUACGACUACACGUUCCGACUCACGCCGCAUGCGUUCUGUGGGUAUCAAGUAUGGCUUAUGCAUCUGCCGAUACCACUAACAAUGUCGCUGAAUAUUGGGGGCUCGUGCAUGGUCUUCGGCAAGCAAAGACAGGCGACUACUCACCCCUGCACGUCAUUGGGGACAGUGCGCUUGUACUUUCUCAACUCCGAACACAACACCCUCCACGCAAGCCGCACUUGGUGCGUUUAUUCAACGAAGCACGUGCCAUCGCUAACGAUAUUGAUGUCGCCAGCUGGGGACAUCAAUACCGCACCUUCAACAAAAUGGCGGAUCGACUGGCAAAUAUCGCUAUGGACACGGGAUCUUCUAUACAAACGCACGCUAUCUCGAACCCAGGUCUGGUCCAGGAGGCUUCAAACUUCCUUGACACUGAUGUCAAUCAUUGGUUGGAGACCUCUCAAGCCGACCAUCAACUCGUCAUACAGGGCCCCGGGCUGACCUCGAGGAACCUGAUUAUCUCGAGACAGGAGUCUGCGCGUAGGCGCUCUGCUGUGCGAGGACUAGCGCUGCCUAGUAUAUAA
Messenger RNA from Peronospora matthiolae, 1962 nucleotides. Lineage: Eukaryota; Oomycota; Peronosporomycetes; Peronosporales; Peronosporaceae. The record is from the annotation of a GenBank genome assembly.